AUGAGCAUAUACAUUGCUUUGGACGAAGCACUGAAAUUUCAGUUUCGUUCAUUUUUUGUUCUACACCACCAACACCCCUCUGAUACCGCCACUCGCCGGAAUCAGAUCCAUCUCAAACACUUAUUCCGGGAUCGUUAUAUCCGCGAAACGCCUUCUGGUGAUGAGUUGAGAGCAGAUCAGCCCUACCCUUGGACUUCUGGGACGCUUUUUUGGCUUGAACAGCCCAGCAUGACUCCAUCAGCCCCGUUCUCUGCAGCAGGACCUGUAGCCUCGUCUGGUCGCGCCAGCGCAGGCAGCAGCGGAAGUACAUCCAAGACCGCCACGGUUGCUCGGCUUGGUCGUGUCGCACUACGUACACAGUCUGGCCGCUAUCUUCGGCCCGCCGAUGGCUCCCUGGUGGAGACCAUAGACGACCCAGUCCUCAUGUCGAUGGAGCUCAAGCCGGGUGAGUUGUUUGCAUUUUCCAUAAUCAUAGUCCACUUUCGAGCAUACUCCGCAGUCACACGGACUGGGAGUAAACAUGGACUUUUAGAGGUUUCGUUCUCGAGACAUGUGGUUUUCAAGAAAAUCUGUACUCUACCAGUAAAAGUAUCAUUUACAAAUAUAUGA
Molecule: messenger RNA, 609 nt
Organism: Protopolystoma xenopodis
Lineage: Eukaryota; Metazoa; Platyhelminthes; Monogenea; Polystomatidea; Polystomatidae
Source: the annotation of a GenBank genome assembly